Ostrinia furnacalis (Asian corn borer) is the source of this 4160-nucleotide messenger RNA. RefSeq names its product zona pellucida domain protein papillote. The coding region runs from base 344 to 3193 and encodes 949 amino acids. Gene Ontology annotation, molecular function: protein binding. Lineage: Eukaryota; Metazoa; Arthropoda; Insecta; Lepidoptera; Crambidae. The record is from RefSeq and is a predicted model, not a curated record. The transcript has 19 exons.
GUCGCGAGGGCUGCUUGCAUUCACAGGGCGCCGAUGCCGCGCCGCUCGUACGAUCGCCCAGCGAGAAAGUUUUAGUGCCACUCGUUAUUUUUAUUGUUUUGAAUUAUGUGAAUUUUAAUUUUAUUUGUGUGCGUUUAUGUUUUUAUUAUUUUCAUCGUUUUUAUUUAUUUACGAAUAAGGAGAAUCAAGUUAAGGGGUUUCACCCAGUCGCACCGACUGGGACAUGUUAGUACUUUGCCGUUGCUGCAACUGAAUCGUCACCAUUCCCAAAUCCAGAGCAAACAAGCCGAGAUGUACUCGGACACGGAGAGAUAAGAAGUACAAGAAGGACAAAAGUCCCACGAUGUUCUCACUGGCCGAGGGGUGCGGGUGCGUGAGCUUCAGGGGCAGCCGGCGCGCGCGCUCGCUCGGCGACGACUCGUCGUCGUGCCGCAGCUCCGAGAUAGAACAGGAGGUCCCCAAGAAGCUGGGCCGCAGAGUCCUCAACGGGGAAUGCACCAUGAAGGCCCUCGCUCCGUUCUUGAAGUUUUGGCGACGAGACGACGUUAGCAUGACCAAGGCCGAAAGAACAAUGAAAGCGGCCAUACUGAUCCAACAAUGGUACCGGCGGUACCUAGCCCGGAUGGAGGUGCGGAGACGCUACACGUGGACCAUCUUCCAGAGCAUCGAGUACGCUGGGGAACAGGAUCAAGUCAAAGUAACGAAAUUAGAUGAUUUGAGUCCCAUCAUAUUUUUGAACCGAACCAAAGCUGAGCUGAACUGCACCGCUGGAUCUAUGCAGGUAGAGCUGAAAUUCCACGAGAAGUACUACGGGAUUGCCUACGCGGACUUCGACCGGCAUUCUGCGUGCCAGGUCGCGGGCAAGGGAGCUCUGUCUUACCGGCUUGAGCUGCCUUUGAAGGGAUGUGGCACACGACAGGACCCUCUCCGCGUGUUCACCAACAACAUAGUGGUGCGUUUCCACCCGAACCUGGAGAUGGAAGGCGACGAGGUGAUCACCAUCGUCUGCCGGUACCCGCCGCCGGUGGUGCAGGAGCCGAUCUUCAACCCUAUCUUGGCCCCGAGUCCCGAAAAUCCUUUACCAGUCGCUUCACCACUGGCAGGGACUCACAUCCUGAUGAUCAUCUGUGCUAUACUCUUCUUGACGCUGCUGCUGCUUGGGUUGGGAGUGUCUUACCUCUGUCUGAGGAGACGAGCUCUGCCGGUGCCAAGGAAGCUGAUCGAUGACUCUUCUAUUUCUAUCAUCAGUAGGGAGAGCAUACAAGAGGUGAAGAUACCCCGAGCUCACCCAGUGUACCCAGUGGGAGCGGCUGAGAGCGCCUCAGUGGCGUCGGACACCAUUCCCUCCGACUACCCGUCGGAAACGCCCAGUGAAGCCGACCACGCUCACGCCAACCAAGCGUUCGUGAUCGACGAGUCGUACCACAGCGAAGGGUACGGCGAAGCGCACGAGACGAGCGCGUCUAACGGCCGCUUGGUGGCAGGACUGGCGGGGGUGCCGCCGCCGGCCUUCGACGUACGGGUCCGGGUUCAGCGACCGCCGGUGCCGCCGUCGCCGCCUUCCACCAUCACGGCUACGGAGACCGAUGCUGGUAGCAUGAGACAAACCAUGAUGAUUGAGAACGAACGCCAAGAGUCGGUCCGCACGGUGUCGCCGGUAGCGCUACCGCUACCAGCGCGCGCGGCCCAGCUGCCGCCGCCCGAGCGCCCGCCGCGCCCGCCCGCGCACUACCACAAACAGGAGUGGUCGCGGCGGCCGCGCUCUAUCGCCUCCCUCAACACUGAGAUGACGGACACCCAUUCGGUCACCGAGGUCACUGACCGGUCGCACGCCAGGAUGUUCCACCUGAAGAAACCUCCUCCACCGCCGCCGAUCAUGAGCGAGCGCCUGGAGACGGAAGAACAGGAGAUGCUGAUGGAAAGCCUGGAGCCCAUCCCGGAGACUCCCAUCAUGCCGGCCAGAAAACCAGAGAUCACCUCACACGUAGUAGACGACGUGUUCCUUCGCACGAUCACUGAGAAGAAGACAAUCGAGGACAUAGAGCGGCACAAGCGGCUCGUCACAGAGUACAAACAAGUGCCGCCACCGCCGCCGCAGUUUGACGUCACUAUCAGAAACCAUACAUUGCCCGACGCACAGUGGGAGAACUUCUCAGACAUUAGCAGUGCGUCAGGAAUGACGCUGACGCCCAAGAUGGAGAGAGUGCCUUUGUCGCUGCCGCCGCAGAAGUAUAUUGGAAAAGGCGGCCCCGACCUGUUCUCCCCGGAACUAAUCAAGCAGACCGACCGGUCACGUGACCACGUGUACCAGCCUCCCAGCUCUCCCGCAGACAUGCCCCUCCUGCCAGAACUACCCCCAGCAAGGAACCCCUUAUACAGAGAGGAGGACGAUGAGGAUGUCCCGGAACCGACGCCAGCGCCGCCCGUGCCUCCGAACUGGAGUGUGCUGACCAGGGUGCUGAAGACUGAAGCUCAGGAUGAGGUGCUGUCAGAAACAGAGCGCAACUUCCGUCUCACCCGCGAAGAGCGUCUUCGCUGGCGCGAGCUAAUCACCCACGAGAGCACCUUACGGCGUGAACUAGCUCGUUCCUCUACUCGCGAGGAGUUCUCGCGGGUAGCUCACGACCACCGCUUUGCGCCGUUAUACGCUCCCCCCAAAUGGGAGGUCAUCAUUCGCAUACUGGCACCUCCCCCGGAUAAACCCAAGAACCGCUACCGCAAGAAGUCCGAGUGGGACUCGCGGUCGCGCCGCAGUUCGCUCCCUACACUGUACGAGUAUGACAGCGACGCGACUUCUUUGAGGGAACCACAACGCUCGCGCCGUUCGUCCUACCGCAGCGACCACGUCGAUAUGAGGUCAAUGUCAGAAAUGAUGGUGGACUACGCACGCGAGCAGGCUGACAGCCACUCGGAGGUGUCUGGAGGGACGCACCUCGGCCGCUACUUUGAUGAUGACAGCGACACCGAGCACCCCUUCCACCAGGGACAAUCAUGGUCCAGACACUCACUGCAUCGUUCAGUGAGCCAGCCGUCCCUGGCCCGCUCAGCCACAGAGGUCAUGGAGCAGUGGACCGCGCCCGACGGUGACGUCACGCCCACCCCGGGACGACGAGUUCGAGGUCCCCAAGGAUUGACCACAUUCACGUCGUCUGAAGUCCGCACAUUCCAAGCUUCCAGGGAAUGGCGUGAAUAAAAAAUAUAAUUAAAAUACCUGAUAUAACUCAAAGUUAUAACAUACAAUACCUGAUAUAACUUAAAGUUAAUAAUGAUCGCGAUUCAGGGCCACCAGAUGUCGCUGGCUCUAGUCUGAUAGUCAACAGUUGCCGCUAGAUGUCAGUAAACAUAUAAAUAUUUUGAAAAUAAAAUAGUAAAUUAUUAUUGGUCUAGAAUUUUAGACCGAAAACACUUAAGUGAUAUUUUCACUGCCGUUUUAAAUAAGUGUGUGUACAUUCCAAUUUAUGAAAUUAUACAUCAUUCCGUCCAAUCGUGAUAACUAUAUAAAAUAAGAAUUAAUAAUAUCAUUAAUUAUAUUUUUUUCGACAAAUUAUAUAAAAACUUACAGUUUUUUGAUAAACAAAUAUUUUUAUAAUAUUGAAAAAUGAUAUUAUUUAGGUUCUAUAUUUUUAUAGUAAUAUAAGGUAAUACCUAUGUAACGUCGUGUCAAUUUACCAUUAAUAUACAAAAUGAUCGAUAAAAAGCGUUAUUAUAUAAGUGUACUAAAAUAAAUAGAAUAAAGUACUAACUUUGUGCCAAAACUUUUGAUUUUACAAUUAACACAAAUCAUAGCUUUUCUAUUAAAGUCAAUCAUUAUUUGAAUGAAUUGUCUAAAAUUUAUGUUAAGAGCCUAAUACUUAUACAUUUUCUUUUUUAAAUGCUUUUCUUAAUAAUAUAGUGGUUUAUAUUGAUGUACAUAACUACUUUACUGGGUUGUGAAACUUAGCAGUUAAGGCAAGAUAAAAUUGUAUACACCUUCACACUAUUUGUCUGGUGAUUCACUUAUAAUUUUAAGCAUUAUAUUUUAUGUGUAUACACAUACAGAUUUCUUGCUUUUAUUGCUACGUGUGUGUGGGUUUUUGAGGGUUUGUGCUAGAGUGCUCAACUAAUUUUAGUUUAGGGACCUCAUAUUUUUCAAAGGAGACAGUAUAUCUACUUACAUAUUU